AAAGACCCCCAGUAUACAAAAAAAAAUAAAAAAGUUUCCGUAGAAAACAAAAUUAAUUAAAUUCAGUGAAUUUCUCAAUUAAGUGCUAAUCAAAAUACUGUGAAAAGAUGCAUAGAUUUCCGGGCUAGCAAGAUAUCUAAAGGACAUUUCAAUAUCAGUAGAUAAAAGUGCUACAAAAGUGUUAAAAUUGUAAUCAAAAUCAAAAAUUUACUUUUCGCGACGUAAAGCAAUUGAAAAAAUGUCUGCUGAGCCAAAACGUGUUUCAUUUAUGACAAUUGAUACGUCUAGUGAAUAUCUAAAGAAGCCUGAGAAGGACACAACAGCCGGCAAUACAAAGAGCAAGAGUUUUCGGCUUGAUUUAGAGAUUUUUGAGCCUGAUGAAUACAAAUUUCCCGAAUUUAAUUACAAAAAACUUAUUUACAUAGAAAAGAAAAAAGUCAAAAAAUUGGCAAAAUUACCCAACGGUACACACAAUGACGAUCCUUUGGCAGCUGAUGACGAUGAUGUUGCACGUAUUGCGAGAGAAAUGGAGGCAAAAUAUGGUACAGGCAGUACAUACAGCAAAGCGAGUCGGAUGGAAUUUGAUCGUGGAAUCGGAUAUGACGACAAUGAUUCAUUCAUAGAUAACACAGAAGCUUAUGACGAGCAAAUACCUGAAGACAUUGAGACAGUUCGUGGUGGAUUUUAUAUUAAUAGUGGACUCUUAGAAUAUAAAAAGUUGCCGAAUUUUGAACGUCCUGGUGAUGAAAUUAGAAUGCCAAAAGCAAAGAAACGAAUACUGUCUACAUCCAGUGAAUCAAGUGGAUCAGAUCGUGAAAAUGGUCAGCCACAAAAUAAAUCUGUUGUGCCUGAAAAGCCUAAAAAGAAAAAGGUCCAUCCAGAGAAGAAAAUAAAGUCAGCAACAUCGUCGUCUGAUGAGCAAGGCAAGGCAGCAAAGAAAUUAAAGAAGGAGAAACAAGAAAAACAGGAAAAGCAGGAGAAACUUGAAAAACCAAAGGACAUUGUUCAACCGCCACCUCCACCAGUUAUUGUAGCAGCACCAACAGUUAUAAAAGAAUCGGAAAAUAAGAAGAAAUUUACAGAAAAGGAAACAAUAGAUGACAGUAAGAAAAUAAUUAAAACGACAACAGUAAAAGAUAUGUUGCGUGCCAAACGCGAUAAUCUUCGAAAAUUGGAGCAAGGAAAAUCGAGUGGUGGAACAACAACCACAACAGACAAUGACGAUGACGAUGGAAGUGAGUCUGUCAGUAGUCUUGCCGUAUCAGAAUCUUCCCAUGAAAGUAAUCACGAAGAGGUGCAGCCAAUGAAUGGAAGUAGUUCAGUUGUAACAAAAGAAUUGUCAUUUCCAACAAAUUUCUCGCCUGAACUCGUUCAACUCAUCACGAAUCUUAAGCAAUAUGCUGAAAGCACUGCCAAGAACAAUUCAAAUUUCUUUGAUAAUCAUGUGAAAGAACAGUUAAUUAAUAUUGAUAGUGUAGCAAAGUCACACAGUACACAAGUUCGUGUACAAGUUUAUCAUCAACUAGAAACGUUUAUACCAUGUACGAGAAAAACAAUAUUGGCGAAAGUAAGUCGAUAUCGUACACAGCAAGCAGACUCGAAGGUCAAAACGGAAAUUAAAAAAUUAAAGACAUUCAUUAAUACAACAAUGCCGGAUUUAGUGAGAAAGUAUGAUGAAGAUUAUAAGACGUAUGAGAAUUUAAAGAAUAUACAACAAGUCGUUGGAGAUAGUUCAUUAGAGCAUAAAGCACCACGUAAGAAAUAUCAUUGGCAUGAUAAUUCGCGACAAAUACUCAACGAGAUUGUUCAAUUAAUUCAAGAUUUAUAUAAAGUAUCAAAAGUAAAAAAAGAAACAAUUGAUGAGUACACGACAAAAUAUUUAAAGGAUCAUUUAGUACCAUUAUGGCCAGAGGGUUGGAUAAAAUUAGAGGAUUUUACAAAGGAGCUUGAGAAGAAAAAGAAAAAGGAUGCAAAGGUAGCCUUGUCUUCAUCACAGAUACUUAAUCAAUCAAUUACUUCAACAAAUGGCAAACAGCCAACAUCAGCUCAACCACUACAGCAUCACCUAAAGACUGAAAUGAAAAUUAAAAUAGAAACUGUUGAGUCUAUCUCAUCGCCAACAAUGAAUGGAAAAUCAACAGGUUCAGGAGUUCAAUUAUCACCUUCACAAAAUUCAAUGUCUGUAAUAAAGAAAGCGAGUGAUCAUAGCAUAAAUAGUAUAAUGUCAUCAUCACCAUCACCGCCUAUUCAUUCCAGUAAGACGUCAGCUCCCGUUCAAGUAGAAACAAAAACUCGAGUCAUUGACCUUGAAAAGCUGUCAAGUCCAAAUGAUCUUCUUAAAGUAUCACAAAAGGACUUGAAUAGAAUUUUACCGAAAUAUUCACAACAAUUGAGCCAAGCAAUUGAAAUUAGUACAGAUAAAAUACGCAUUUCUGAUGGAAGUGAUAGCGAUUGUGCGAUAAUUGAUAGUCCAAUUAAAACAACCAUUAAACCUCAACAACAACAGCAGUACCCUCACCAUAUAAAUAACAAUAAGCUUAAUCAUUCGUCAAUACAACAGCAGCAGCAACAACAUCAACAGGGCGAGAUGAAAAAGACCAAAAAACACGAUGACAAUUACAGUAAUUUAAUUAAAAACAUUGCUUCACUAACGGAUCCGAAAAAGAAUAAUCCAUCAUUUUUAAGUAAUCCACUAUCAACAUCACUAAAUGACCAGAGAAAAAUGGAUACGACACACGGCUUUGAAGGAUCGGAGUCGGAGACUGAUUAUUUGUUUUCUGAAUUUUUAAAUAAUUACACAAAACAUCAAGAGGAGAACACUUGAGACUCUUAUUAUUUUCGUAAUUGACCUCCUCUGUCCCCAAUUCUGUAAUUUUGCUUAUGCGUUUAAAAUUCUUAUCGAGUCGUGCUUUUUAAUUUCCCGAAGAUUAGUGUAACGUAAGAACCUAUUGCCUAAAAAAGUAGAUAGAAGUAAAUUGAAAUCUUAAGCUGAUUUUGAUUCAUAGCAACAGAAUAAGGAAUAAUUCUCUAGACACCAAAUACCAACGAUAUUAAGUUACACAGACACAAGAGAAUAAACGGAAGUAAAAAUUCAUUUGUUUUUCUGUCAUCAAUUUUAUUUUUUUGAUUUAUGCGUGAGUUUGUCUCAUAAAGUUCUGACAUUCGCUGCCAAAUAUGCUUACAACAGUGUUUAUAUUUAUUAUUUAUGAUUUUCUUACUGUCUUAACUUUCAAGUGGAAGCAUGAAAGUUAUUUUAUUUCUAUAAUUUUACAUUUACUAUUUAUUUUGACCUUAAAAUGAUGGAAUAUUUCAAUGUUAUCGCAUUUUUAAUCGAACUUACUUUUUACAUGGAAGAAUUCAAUCUUCCACUAUGCAGCAGCAAACUAGCCGAUCAUUUUUAAGUACGACACUAGUUAUAUGAAACAAUUCUUUUUGUAAUUUUCAUCAACUUAUUGAGGAAUUUAAAGUUUAAAUUAAACAAGAUGAAGGAAUUAUCGCAUUUUUGUAUAAAUUGUAAUAUAGUUGAAUAGUUAUUUAUGAGAAAUGAAAAAUAAAUGAAAUGAGAAAAAAGUAAAUUAA
Messenger RNA from Chironomus riparius, 3579 nucleotides. The record is from the annotation of a GenBank genome assembly. Lineage: Eukaryota; Metazoa; Arthropoda; Insecta; Diptera; Chironomidae.